UUGAACUCUACUCAUCUUUUAAACCGCUCUGCACUCGAGGAGAUAACAUGCAAAAACUUUCGUCCAUGUUAGACCAGGCAAAAUAUGACCGUUGGACUAGACUGGCAGUCCCAGAAUUAAUAAAAAAUAGGAAGGCUUUGAUGUGAAAGGCACGGUUUCGAUUCCCAAAAGAGGAGCCGUUUAACCCACCGUUUUGUCUAUCAGAUUUCAUUCAUUUAUAAUUUCAUUGGGUAAUUCAUUCAUUCUGCUGUAAAAUCCCUCUCUCACACCUCUGCAUUUCAAAAAUGGUGAUGGGCCGUUUGAUGACUCCUCAGGAAAAGAGCCCAUUGAAAGAGGAUGAGGAGCUGUGGAAUAGAUUGAACAAGAGGAGCAGAUGUCUUUCAGAUUCGUCAUCAAAUGAUGAAAACAAGAAGAGGAAGAAGGAGGAUAUGAAGUUGUUGGAUGAGGGAAUGCAGGCUGUGGCCUCUUCUCUAACUCAGCUCACCAACGCUCUUACCACUGCAACUGCUGAUGCUGCUGUGGAGCAGGAACAUGAAGAAAUGAAAAUGGGAGAAGAAGCGCUAUCAUUAUCAUUAAAAGAGGUGAUUUCCGUUGCAGUUUCCCCUAGCCCAAGCUCCAAGGGAAAUACGAGAGAUCAUCAACACCAGGUGGCGAAGGCCCUAGCUAGCAGCCCAAACCCUAAGAAGAAUGCCGAGAAUCUGGGAGAUAAUCUAAAUGUGGCGAAGUCCUUGGCUUGCAAAGCCAAACUCCUUCAACGGCAGAUGACAUCCUUGAAAGCGGAUCUGUGCUUUGUGAGAGAGCGCUGCGCUUUUCUUGAAGAGGAGAACUCACGGUUGAGGGAUAGGGAUAGGGUUGGUGAUGGUGUGAGGCCUGAAGAAGAUGAUCUGGUGAGGCUGCAGCUGGAAGUUCUUCUGGCAGAGAAAGGUCGCUUGGCUCAGGAGAAUGCAAACCUGACAAGAGAGAAUGAAUAUCUUCAUCAAUUAGUGGAAUAUCAUCAGCUAACAUGUCAGGAGGAUAUCAUUGGCAUGUGUUCAGAUUUCUCCUCCGUUUCUCCUCCUGUGAAAAGGAUCAGAGAAAAUGGAGGAUCCUCUCGCCUCCAUUUAGAUGCUAAUGGCGUUUUGGAAUGAAUACCUAUUGUACUGUCUCGUUCUUUUCCAAAAAUAUGAUUCACUCAUUUCUCCAUCUCAUUCAAUAAUACCUUGUCACUAUUAUUUAAAAUUGUAAAGAGUCUUUUUGCAAGUUAUGGUCAUACUUGUGCAUGCAUUAAUUGUUAUUAUGGGAAGUUAUGGUCAUGCUAGUGCACUAAUUGUAGUUCAAGAGGGCAUAUCCUCGUAGAACCUUGGAUUUAAUGUUAUUAUGAGAUGUUUUUAAGGCCAGGGAUUGCAAUCCCCUAUUACAAUCCCCUAUUACAUAAUCUGAUAAAAUAUAUAUUAGUAGUUGCAGGAUUUUUCAUGUGCAA
Molecule: messenger RNA, 1459 nt
Organism: Cryptomeria japonica (Japanese cedar)
Lineage: Eukaryota; Viridiplantae; Streptophyta; Pinopsida; Cupressales; Cupressaceae
Exons: 7
Coding region: 285-1127 (280 amino acids)
Source: RefSeq, a predicted model, not a curated record